Molecule: messenger RNA, 1278 nt
Organism: Rhodotorula toruloides NP11
Lineage: Eukaryota; Fungi; Basidiomycota; Microbotryomycetes; Sporidiobolales; Sporidiobolaceae
Exons: 2
Coding region: 1-1278 (425 amino acids)
Source: RefSeq, a predicted model, not a curated record
AUGAAUCGCAUGAGCCGUGCGCACCAGCAAUCAAGGCUGCUCAGACUGCCUGCCGAGCUUCUCGAGCUCGUCCUGCGCGACGUCUACGACCAUGAGCCUCUCCCGGUACCCCUCUGCCGCAAGCUUCUCUCCCUUCACGACCGUCUUCUUUCCCGACGCCAUGCGAAAGUCAAGAUCGACCACCCGUACACGAUCUCCGCCUUCUGCCUCAGCCUUGCUCUUAGGCCCACCAUCGGCGAGCUGUGCCAGUCGUUCAAGGUCGCCAACCCCGGACGCCGACUCUUGGGCAUGAUUCCGCCGAGCGACCCAUGGAACGUCUUCUCCGCCCUGCCGAACCUGCGCACACUCGAACUCGCCAGUCUGCAGCUCGUCAGCAGCUUCCUGGCGUACCUGUCGUACGGCGGCGAUCCUGCGCUGCCGAAUCUCUCAGCUCUCGCCUUGAUCGCCUACCCCGAGCAAGCAGACUUUCCCUUUGCCCUCUCGGUAGAAGGGCUGAACAAGCUCCCCACCAUCGAAUCCCUUCGCAUGACGCUUCCUACAUUCAGCGUCAAGCUGCGGCGUGGCCAGAAGUUUCAGCUGCCCGCAAUGACUGCCUUCCAAUGCGACGUCGCUGGCGACCUUGCAGGCGUCUCCCAGCUCAUCAACGCCAGUCCCGCCUUGCAGUCGCUUCAAAUUAUCGGAAGACCACCGAACGAAGUGCUGCGCAACCUGAUCGUCGCAGAAACCAACCUCCACUCAAUCUGCAAGCUCACGCUUCAUGGGAAGAAGUUCAGCGAAGCUUGGCAGCUUCCGGGCGAGUUGAUCAGCUUGAAGCAACUUACGACAUUGAUUCUGGGCGCGCAAUACACGACUUCCGAUACCUCGCUCGACGUCUUGCGCCAACUCCCCCUCGAGAAUCUGCGCAUCUGCGCGGGCGCCCUGAUGUCUUUCAGCUCCAUCACUGACCUCAUCAGCGGUCCUGGCAAGCCUGCUAGUUUUAAGCAGGUGAUGGUCGAGACCGUCAGCGCGCGAUGCGACCCUAUCAAGAUCAACAAGGCUGACCGCGCCGCUCUCGAGACCUGGCUCGAGGAGGGCUACGCAUUGCCGAAGUGGACCGACGACUUCUCACGCGCAGGCUGUCAACAGAUGCAGCAGGCAGCGAUCCGCGAAGGCGUGACGCUCUCGGGAGGCGCGGUCAGGGCGGCGAAGAUUGAGGAUCGCAUCAACUCGAGGAAGCGGCGUGUCUUGAGGCGUCUGGCGGAAUUCGACUUGGCAGACAUCCUCCAGACGGAGACUUGA